Molecule: messenger RNA, 1314 nt
Organism: Nakaseomyces glabratus
Lineage: Eukaryota; Fungi; Ascomycota; Saccharomycetes; Saccharomycetales; Saccharomycetaceae
Gene: LSB3
Product: Lsb3p
Biological process (GO): actin filament bundle assembly; regulation of ruffle assembly; actin cortical patch localization
Cellular component (GO): actin cortical patch; ruffle membrane
Molecular function (GO): actin filament binding; phosphatidylinositol binding
Source: RefSeq, a predicted model, not a curated record
AUGGGUAUCAAUAAUCCAAUUCCUAGAAGUCUGCACAGUGAGACUAAGAAAGCUGCCAAGAUUUUGGCAAGUUUUGUGAAACCCAACCAAGUGUUUGGUGCUGACCAAGUUAUUCCACCACAUGUGCUUAAGAAUGCCAAGGGUUUGGCUAUUAUUACAGUGUUGAAAGCUGGGUUCCUGUUCUCAGGUAGAGCUGGGUCAGGUGUCAUUGUGGCCCGUCUGAGGGACGGGUCCUGGUCUGCACCAAGUGCCAUUGGUAUGGCUGGUGCUGGUGCUGGUGGUUUGGUGGGUGUAGAGCUUACUGAUUUUGUUUUUAUCUUGAAUACACCGGACGCAGUGAGGUCGUUCUCAGAGUUUGGUACUAUCACUCUUGGUGGUAAUAUCUCUGUCUCAGCUGGUCCAUUGGGUAGAAAUGCGGAGGCAGCGGCCUCUGCCUCAGCAGGAGGUGUGUCAGCAGUGUUUGCAUACUCCAAGAGUAAAGGUCUGUUUGCAGGUGUGUCCUUGGAAGGUUCUGUCAUCCUGGAGAGAAGAGAGGCUAACCGUAAAUUUUAUGGUAACAACUGUACCACUAAGAUGAUAUUGUCUGGCAGAAUUAGACCACCACCAUCAGUAGACCCGCUUUUCAGAGUGUUAGAGUCUAGAGCCUUUAACUAUAGGUCAUCAGGGGAUGAUUACGAAGACAGUGACUAUGACGAUGACUACUAUGAUGAUAUCCCUAGUUCAUUCACUUCGGAUGAUACUUCUAGAUACAGUAGAUCUGGUGCAGCAAGACGUGACAGAAGAAACGAUGAUGAUCGCUAUGAUCGUAUAGGCAGUCGCGGAUCAAGGAGAGACAAGUAUAGAGAUGAUGAUGAUUUUGAUGAUGAUUUUGAUGACCCUUCAGGAGCCAAGGAUUACUAUGCUAAUCAUCGUAGAGGUGGUGCUUCGAGUGCCAGAAACCAGAGAAGUUCAUACUAUGAUGACGAUUAUGAUGAUGAUUAUAGAGGCGACAGUCGUAGACAUGGUGACAGCAGGCGCGAUGUUGAUGAUUUGUCUAACAGGUUCUCAAAAUCAAGGAUAUCCCCCGGUGCCACAAACAAUGGUAGAUCGAAUAGCAGACCAGCUGAUGAACCACCAAGAAGAGAUGCCUCUUCUGGUGCUCCAAAAGCUGUAGCAUUGUACAGCUUUGCUGGAGAAGAAGCUGGCGAUUUGUCAUUCAGAAAGGGUGACGUUAUUACUAUCAUCAAGAAGUCUGACUCACAGAAUGAUUGGUGGACUGGUAAGGUCAAUGGCAGAGAAGGUAUUUUCCCAGCUAACUAUGUCGAACUGGUAUAG